AUGAAGAUCUUUUAUUACCUCUUCCAUUUUCUGUGUUAUGCCACCUUCAUUCUACCAGCCACAUGUUCCUUGGUGGAUCCUGAGAAGUGCUCAAAAUCGUUUGGUCAUUGUAGGAGACGCUGUUUAACAGAGGAAAAGACAAUUGAUGUAUGUUUAUCACCAAAUAAGCUUUGCUGCAUUGAGAGGAUAUUAGAAUAUAAGUAG
This is a messenger RNA of Miniopterus natalensis, 204 nucleotides long. NCBI's taxonomy places the organism in Eukaryota, Metazoa, Chordata, Mammalia, Chiroptera, Miniopteridae. The record is from RefSeq and is a predicted model, not a curated record.